GGAAGUUAAUCCUCAGGUCAUGUUUGCUCCAGUUUGCCAUUGCUGACACCUGUGCCUCUUUGACUGCUCACUGUGCUUCUUGGAUGGCCUUUCUGUUGUGAACAUCAUGGUAAACAGUGCUAUGCUCAUUGUAGAACGGACAACGCUCAGAUUCCAAGCCAUGGGAAUGACCCUGACAGACUGUGUCAAUAGUAUUGGGCAGAUCAUAUUAGGACGUCUACAUUUUGCCAUUCGAUACUGUGAGCCCUCCCGCUGGUGGUUUCUGUAUUUGCCAUCUUUCUGCCUUCAAGCUAUAAGCUAUAUUUCAGUCUUUGAGGAUCCUGACAUGAAAGAUGCACGGAAUGAGGACACAUGAAUUCUGUUACAUCCUUGGUCAACAAUUGAGCAUUGUUUUACUAAUCUGUGUCUAUUGAGAAGCUGAACAGACAGUGUUGCCAGAUAACCUCAUAGACACUAAAUUAAAUUCGAAUUUUGGAUAAAAGACAC
Molecule: messenger RNA, 486 nt
Organism: Equus quagga
Lineage: Eukaryota; Metazoa; Chordata; Mammalia; Perissodactyla; Equidae
Product: solute carrier family 22 member 9-like
Exons: 2
Coding region: 107-355 (82 amino acids)
Source: RefSeq, a predicted model, not a curated record